UCCGCCUCCAAUUUUCUCCUCGAUGAAAGUGGGAAACCCUAAAACAAAGGUACAUUUUUUCUUUCAUUGGGUUCCUUUUUGGUUUCCAUUGAACUUUCAUUAUAUCCAUUUUCUUGGUUUUAAAUUAUCACUGUUUUCUUCUUUUAAAGAACUAUUUUUGUAGCACGAAGAUAGGAUUUUUCCUGGGGUUUCAUAAGUUGAACUGAUUUUUCAAUACCUUAUAGUGCUAAUCGGAAUUGACAUCAUUUGCAAAAACCCAUUUUUCAGAAAUUUGAUAAGGUAGACCUAAAUUGGAAUUUUUGUAGGGUUAUAUAUAAAAUUCAAGAAGCAAGAAGAUGGUCUUACAUUCCUCCGAGAAUCAGAAGAUUAACAGUGAGAUUUCAUCGUCUUUGAUUGCUGUAAUCAGUAACCCUGAUUUGUUAAGAGGGGUUUUAUUGUGUUUAUCUGUGAAGUCUCUACUUGUAUUCAAAUCUGUUUCAAAACAAUGGUGCCACCUCAUCUCUGAUUUUGAUUUUAUUAAGGAACAUUUGGUUCACAGACGCCCUUCAGUUCCUGGAUUUUACCUGCAGCAAUUGUCUCCUUGGGAGGACCCAGAAUUUGAGUUCAUUUUCUUGGAAGGUAACAUCCCUAGUAGUCUCCCGUUGCGAACACAAGCGGAUUUCUCAAAUGGAGGGCUCACAGUUUCAGGGAUUGAACAAUCUUGUAAUGGUCUGCUCUUACUAUGUUGCUACAGUUCCAUUGAUGGUAAGUAUUAUAUCUGCAACCCGUCCACAAAACGUUACUCAGUUCUUCCUAAAGAUAUAAAGAGUAGUUGGGAGUUGAGUAUUUGUAGUGUGAGUUUAGCUUUUGAUCCCUUGAAGUCACCUCAUUACAAAGUUGUUUGCAUUUGGAGAAACGAGAAUGAUAAUUUUGUGAUUGAAAUCUAUUGUUCGAGAACGGCCAGUUGGAGGCUCUCUGGAAAUCCUGUUGCUGCUGCACCUUAUGAUGUGUUUUACAAGUCUGGUGUGUUUUGGAAUGGUUCAUUGCAUUGGAUGAGCACAAAUUGUGAUUCAAGUAACUCUAGUGAAUCUUCUGUUUAUUUCGACGUUGAUAGAGAACAACUAAGGAGAAUGCCAGUGCCACCUGCACCCGAAAAAUGGUAUAGAAGAGUGGUUGAAUACUUUGGAGAAUGCAAGGGGAAAUUACAUCUUAUUCAAAAUUAUCUUCCAAGUACUACAACAAGUUUAGAUGUUUUGGAGAUGGAUGUUGAUUAUAGAUGUUGGACGCUAAAAUACCAUGUCACACUAGAUCAGUUGUCAAUAAUACAUCCACACGAUAUUGUAGAUGACCAGGGUUUGUUCAAAUUCUCUGUAUUGCUUAUCGAGGAAGAAAAAGAUUCGUCAAAGUUAGUGGUGCUAAUACAAGAAAGAGUUGUUUCAUUUGAUCUUAAGAAAUUUGAGUCCAAAAUUAUCCAUGGAACUAUUCAGCGGUAUCCAGGAUCCCCAUGGUUUAAAGCUCAUCAGUAUAUUGAAUCACUCGCUUUCGUUUGAUAACUUUUUGCCAGUUUUGUGACAGUACAAGGUGAUCAAAGCUUGCAGAUUUGAACGAGGGACAGGGAGACAAAGGUAUGAAACGUGCUGCACAUAUAUGGUAAGUAUGUGGCUGGGAGAAAGAUAGAGAUGCAAAGAGGAGGCCAGAAGUUAUCAUUGAUGGAAGUUGCAAAGAUAAAUUUGGAUUUGUGCAGGAUUUCUACAUGAGUGAGUGUGCAAGGCGUUACAGCUGAGCAAUAGUAUUAAGAGAAGGGUUUCCGCAGCUUAACUUGGAGAGCAGCUUCGCGAAAAUGAAGGGAUCGGUUGUAUAUGGUGAGCAGAGCUAGGAAGAUUUGAGAGUUCUAAAUGCAGGGGAUGGUAUUGGCCCUAUUGGGUGUCGAGAGUUGGUACACAACUUCGAAGCAGUUGGGUAAAUCUGAGUUCUUAUGCUGUCCUCUUUUUAUUAACCAGAGCUGAAAGUUGAUUCUUGCAGUUAAUGCUGUCUGUUUGAUUGUUCUGCCUUUGCAGAUGAUUGGUGGUUGUAACCUAGUUGUUGGAUCGCAGCCACCUAAUUGGUGGUUUCUCAUGCCAAAUUGCCAAUUUACUUAGUUUUUUCUUCUGGGCUUGUGCUGCUCCAGUUUGGAGUGGGCACAUCUCUGUGUUUCUUUGAACUUUUGUUAUAAAUGGACUAUUUUUAUGCUGAAA
Messenger RNA from Papaver somniferum (opium poppy), 2213 nucleotides. Its product is annotated as F-box protein At5g07610-like. The record is from RefSeq and is a predicted model, not a curated record. The transcript is spliced from 2 exons. Gene Ontology annotation, molecular function: protein binding. Lineage: Eukaryota; Viridiplantae; Streptophyta; Magnoliopsida; Ranunculales; Papaveraceae. Bases 336 to 1529 code for a protein of 397 amino acids.